AUGGCCGACGCGCAGGAAGCGGCGACUACGACAGCGACCAGGACAGCCGAGGCUUCAGGACCUGAAGGGAACGCUGAGGUGUCGUCGUCGGUGCAUUGUAACGAGGCGACGGGAGACGAAGACGUGCUGGACAGUCCGAGCGAGAUGAAGAACCAGAAGAAGAAGAAGAAGAAGCGGAGUGCCAAGAAGAAAAAGAAGGGUACAGACACGGUUACGGUGGGGUACAAGGUACUGCCGUUCCGUGGUGUCUCAGGGUUUACAGAUAGUUACGUGGCUGUAGGUCAGACGGACCCGCCCACGGUUCCCAUUGAGCAGCUCUAUCCCGAUGGUCAGUAUCCCGAGGGUGAGCUCCAGGCCCAUCCGGGCGACUUUAAUACGUUCCGCUCAACGAGCGAAGAGAAGCGGGCGCUGGACCGCGCGCAGGAAGAUUUGUAUGCGACGGUGCGCCAUGCAGCAGAAGUGCACCGUCACGUGCGCAAGUUUGCACAGAGCAUUAUCAAGCCUGGCGUGAAGCUCAUUGAUAUGUGCACGCAGCUCGAGAAUAAGAAUCGAGAGCUCGUUGUGGAGGCUGGUUUUGCUCGUGGCAUUGGAUUCCCUACGGGCUGCUCGUUGAAUCACGUGGCGGCUCACUAUACACCUAACUCAGGUGACGAGACGGUUCUUUCGUACGGGGAUGUCAUGAAGGUGGACUUUGGCACGCACGUUAACGGGCGCAUCAUCGAUAGCGCGUGGACAGUAGCGUUUGACCCGCAGUUUGAUCCGCUGCUUGAAGCUGCUAAGGCUGCAACAGAGGCCGGCAUUGCACAUGCGGGCAUUGAUGCCCGUCUAGGUGAGAUUGGUGGCUUCAUUCAGGAAGUUAUGGAGUCGUAUGAAGUCACGAUUGAGGGCAAGACUUACCCGAUUAAGUCGAUUCGUAAUCUGAACGGCCACUCUAUUGGUCCGUACCAGAUCCACGGUGGCAAGAGCGUUCCGAUUGUAAAGACGGACGACCAGACCAAGAUGGAAGAGGGCGAGAUUUUUGCGAUCGAAACAUUUAACACUACUGGUCGUGGCUACGUGAUUGAAGAUGGCGAGUGCUCGCACUAUGCUAAGGCAUUUGAUGUGCCUCACGUACCUUUGCGUCUGCCGCGCGCUAAGAAAUUGCUAGGGCACAUCACUCGUACAUUCGGCACGCUACCGUGGUGUCGCCGAUGGAUUGAACGUGAGGACGGUGGCUCGGCCACAAUCAACCCAAAAGGCGCUAAGCAGGAGAAAUAUCUCAUGGCUUUGAAAAACCUGGUGGAUACGGGGAUUGUUACUGCAUACCCGCCGCUCGUGGAUGUGAAGGGUAGCUACACGGCUCAAUACGAGCACACGAUCGUCUUGCGUCCUACGUGCAAGGAGGUUGUGUCUCGCGGUGACGAUUACUAA
Peronospora matthiolae is the source of this 1410-nucleotide messenger RNA. Lineage: Eukaryota; Oomycota; Peronosporomycetes; Peronosporales; Peronosporaceae. The record is from the annotation of a GenBank genome assembly.